Humulus lupulus (European hop) is the source of this 1142-nucleotide messenger RNA. Its product is annotated as transcription factor MYB30-like. The transcript has 3 exons. NCBI's taxonomy places the organism in Eukaryota, Viridiplantae, Streptophyta, Magnoliopsida, Rosales, Cannabaceae. The record is from RefSeq and is a predicted model, not a curated record. The coding region runs from base 154 to 945 and encodes 263 amino acids.
AUCUUCUUGAAGGAACGAAAAGACGCCCUCUUUUCCUUUCCUCUUGGUGCAUGUACAUGUAAAACUUGGCUCUUCUUCUUCUUCUUCUUCUUCUUUAUUAGUAAUUAUUAAUAUUAUAGAAAAACUCAUCAUAGAUUGAAAAAGAGUAAAGAGAUGGCUAGGAGACCAUGUUGUGAGAAUAUGGGACUGAAAAAGGGGCCAUGGACACCUGAAGAAGAUCGCAUACUCGUUUCUUAUAUCCAACAAUUUGGCCAUGCAAAUUGGAGAGCUCUUCCUAAACAAGCAGGUCUGCAAAGGUGUGGAAAGAGCUGUAGGCUUCGUUGGACAAACUACUUGAGGCCUGAUAUCAAAAGAGGAAACUUCAGCAAGGAAGAGGAAGACACCAUCAUCAAGCUUCAUCACAAUCUUGGAAAUAGAUGGUCAUCUAUAGCUGCCCAGCUACCAGGAAGAACAGACAACGAGAUAAAAAAUUUCUGGCACACCCACUUGAAGAAGAAGCUAAUUAAACAAAGCAAUAGUACUUGUAGUAGUAGUACUGAUCAUCAUCAUGAAUUACUAGCCAGAUUACAUCCCAUGAUGAUCAAUAAUGCCAGAACCAGUAGUAGUAGUACUAGUAAUGCUACUGCUGUUCUUACGGCCACCGCUACUACUUCAGCCAAUGCCAUGGUUGUACACACCACUCAUCAUCACCAACACCAUUAUUACAAGUAUUCUACUACAACUACUAGUACAGCCUUUGAUCCAAAAUUUCAGAUCUCUUCGUCAUUAAACUCUGGUAAUGGUAAUAAUGGUCAGAUGAUCGAGAAUAAUAAUUAUAUUGAUGAUGAUGAGGAUGAUGUUAUGAAUGAAGACAUGAACGACUUUUGGUACAAACUUUUUGUGAAAGCAGGAGAGACUACUACUGCUGCUGCCCCAGUACCACCAGCCCUGGCAGAUUUUGGAUAAAUUACAACUUUAGUAGCUUAUAAUAAGAUUUCUUUUCUUUUCUUAUUUUCAACUACAUAGAAUUUUUUUUAGUUUGAAAUUUGUGGUGUCCAUUUUUGAAUGGAGAAAAUUAAACAUGAAAGUCUGGAUGAAUAUCAUUAUUUAUACUUAUAGUCAAAAACCUCAGUGAAUAAUAUACAACUUUUUCAGUUUCUAUA